Cuscuta europaea is the source of this 1168-nucleotide messenger RNA. The record is from the annotation of a GenBank genome assembly. Lineage: Eukaryota; Viridiplantae; Streptophyta; Magnoliopsida; Solanales; Convolvulaceae.
CUUAAUUCAAAUAAUCUUUGGGUAGACCAAUGUAUACUAUUUUAUAUUAUAUGUGGUGGUUUCAUCCAACAACUGCAGCCCCCUAUGUCCCCAAUCCAAAGUCUUGUAAAUUAAAGUUCAACACUGGUGGAGAAACCAAUUAAGCUGCAGAAGAGAAGGGUAGCAGCAGGAGAAGUCGUUCAUCUAAAAUCAUGGCAUUUGCAGGAACCACACAGAAAUGCAUGGCCUGUGACAAGACUGUAUAUUUGGUUGACAAGUUGACUGCAGACAACAGAGUUUACCAUAAGGCUUGUUUCAGAUGCCACCAUUGCAAAGGCACCCUCAAGCUGGGGAAUUACAACUCCUUUGAGGGAGUACUUUAUUGCAGGCCACACUUUGAUCAGGUCUUCAAAAGAACUGGAAGUUUGGACAAAAGCUUCGAAGGGACGCCAAAGAUUGCGAAACCAGAGAAACCUGCACUACCUGAGAAACCUUUGGCAACAAAAGCUACAAGUGUAUAUGGAGGAACCAGAGAGAAAUGUGUGGGCUGCGAAAAGACUGUUUAUCCAACUGAAAAGGUGACAGUGAAUGGGAGUGCAUACCAUAAGAGCUGCUUCAAAUGCAGCCAUGGAGGAUGUGUGAUCAGUCCAUCUAACUAUAUUGCUCAUGAAGGCCGCCUCUACUGCAAGCACCACCAUCUUCAACUCAUAAAGCAAAAGGGGAACUUGAGCCAGCUUGAGGGAGGAGACCAUGAGAAGAAAGUCAACUCUGCUACUGAUGUGGUUGCAGAACUAUCCUCCUAAUUUUAUUUCAAUCAAUGCUCAGCCUGCAUAUAUGGCCUCUCUCUCUUUCUCUGCAUCUAAUGAAAUGUGCUUAAUUCUUCUUCUUUGAUCUGGAUAUUGAAUUGGCAUUUUUACCAUCCAUGUUUGUCUUGGUUGUUUGCCUCCUCUUUCCUAAUUGUUUGUGUUAAGGGACUGUGAUGUAGAGUAAAAUAUCUCACAAUGUAAUGUUUGAGCUCGAAUGUGAGCUUAUAAUGUUUUGUGUUGGAUUAAGUAAUUGAUUGAGUUUAAUUUGUAGUGUGGUUUCUUCAAAUUUGCAUUAUAGCCACCUUGAAUCACACCACUUAGCUAUAAAUUAGAAUUAUGAAGUUUGCUGAAUUUUUGUAUUUAUCAAAGUUACCUUAUGUGUA